AUGGUGUUCGAUACGGUGCUUCUCUCAGGAAGACCAUUAAGAAAAUCGAAAUCAGCCAACAUGCUAAAUACAACUGCAAUUUCUGUGGAAAGAAAAGCAGCGGGCAUAUGGGAAUGCAAGGCGUGUAAAAAGGUAGUAGCUGGUGGCGCUUAUGUUUGCAGCACUACUGCCGCGACUACAAUCCGAGCUGCUAUCAGGCGCUUGCGUGAUGCUCACGAGUCAUGA
Messenger RNA from Schistosoma spindalis, 225 nucleotides. The record is from the annotation of a GenBank genome assembly. NCBI's taxonomy places the organism in Eukaryota, Metazoa, Platyhelminthes, Trematoda, Strigeidida, Schistosomatidae.